AUGUCUGAUGAAGACGACUAUCUCUCUGACAAAUUUAUUAUAGAAUCCACCAUCAAACCCUCAGGUCCGCAAACCUACAGUCAAAUACGCAAAGAUGCACAAAAACGCGCUCAACUCAAGAAGGAACAAACCCGUAAUAAAAGUCAGAGGGAGAUCCGAGAAGAGGCGCUGAACAAGAGCCUAUUCGAGAGAGCCAAAGAGGAAGAGCCUUCCAGUGGAGGGAACAAAGCGUUGAUGAUGAUGAUGAAGAUGGGAUUCAAACCUGGACAGUCACUCGGGAAGGUCAAUGAUGAAGACGACUCCUUGAAGGCGACUAGUUCAAACAAGACUCGACGAGCUGAAUCAGACGGCGAAUCUUUAGCGGGAGCUGGUAAUACAUCUGAAUCUCAGACGAGAAAGCAAGAUGAUCUGAUAUCACCAACAACGAUCGCUGUUCAACCGGGUCAUCGCACUGAACCUAUACCGCUCAAUGAAUGGUCUGGGAGACAAGGCAUUGGUACCUCCAGAAAAUUGAAGCGAGGUGCUCCCUCGACAUCCGAGGAGCGAGUGGCGAAGAUGGCGAAGAUGGAAAAGGAGGCAGUAAAAGCUCAAGAUAACUUCCGUGUGAGAACGCGGUUGGAAUAUUUGGAAAGGCGAGCUGAGGGACAAUUAGGGCCUGCACAGCGAACAUGUGUCAACUUAGAUGAGAAGGCUGGCAAGAAGUUUAAUGUUUUAUGGCUAAACCCCGAGAACUUGGAUUCCUUCUCUCCGGGUCUUGUACAUUCCUUGGGUCAGCGCCCUCAAAGGGAGAAUUCGGCUGGACUUGCGACGCGCCUUCGAAAAGAAAUGGAAUCCGAUGCGCUUUCUAGUGUUACUCACGACUACGACGACCUUGUUGAAAGUAACAUUAGCGAUACCUCCCUCGAUUCAAACUCGGAGUUUUCGCAGAAUGUGCUCGACGAAGCGAGUCAAUUCCUUCGUCUCCAGGCACGAGAUCGUUUAGAGUUGGUAUUGACAUAUCUUCGGGACGAAUACGCGUACUGUUUUUGGUGUGGUACGGAGUAUGAAGGUCAAGAGGAGAUGGAGGAAAAGUGUCCUGGUGUCGAUGAGGAAUGUCAUGAUUGA
Marasmius oreades (fairy-ring Marasmius) is the source of this 1104-nucleotide messenger RNA. RefSeq lists its product as uncharacterized. The coding region runs from base 1 to 1104 and encodes 367 amino acids. Lineage: Eukaryota; Fungi; Basidiomycota; Agaricomycetes; Agaricales; Marasmiaceae. The record is from RefSeq and is a predicted model, not a curated record. Gene Ontology annotation, cellular component: kinetochore. The transcript has 5 exons.